Molecule: messenger RNA, 4707 nt
Organism: Cherax quadricarinatus
Lineage: Eukaryota; Metazoa; Arthropoda; Malacostraca; Decapoda; Parastacidae
Source: RefSeq, a predicted model, not a curated record
GAGGAAGGUGGCAGUGUUCUCUCAGCCAGUGUCAAGGGAGGAUGUGCUCCUCUGUUCUCCGUAGAGUUACAUAGAAAAAUCUUCUAUUUUUUUAAGAAAUUCCAAUAAAAGUGUAGGAUUAAUGUUGAAUCACCAGUCUUGCCCCGAGGAUGCAAUCAGCAGUGAAGGACACUUUACAGGAAAAAAAAGUGGAUUGAUCGUGUCACAUCCUGUGACUCUCAAGACACUUAGACUGAACAGUUAAUGUGGAACGUACGUAGUUGUUCACCACUGAAGCCACUCCCUGGAGAACCUAAUUUAUUGGAAACUUUAGUUGUUUAAAACUUUGAAAAACGUAAUUGGAAGCUUGAAAAAAAAGUUUUAGUGGAUCAGCGUUAAGUGAUUUUUUUUAUUUAUUUAUUAAAUUUUGAAUUUACAGUGAAUUCGUAAGUCAAUGGAACUGACAUAUGAACGUAAAUAGGACGGAUUUAGUGUUAGUUUGUGGAGAUAUUGAAGAACGGAAGAAACUGCUCGUUGCAGUGUGUAGGAACGUUGCUAUGUCGAGAUUUGAGGACGAAAACGGAACAGCUUUGAAGCCAUGAUACGGUCACCCUUCAAUGGUUAGGGAGGAAGUAUUGAGGCACGUGGUGGUGGUGUUGUUGAACCACUACCGCCAGAGAGGGCUGGUGACGGUGACGGAGGUGAGGCUGGCCAUGACCUGCCUUCUGGCCCUCGGUCUCUUCGACGACAGCACCCAUACCCAGCACUUGAUCCUUCAGGAACCUGACGAUAAUGCCAGCCACCUCCCUUCUGAGAAUCUGGGGCAACGAGAAUCUGCAUCACAUCAGCAGGAGCAGGACAUGGAAAGACGCGUGGAGCAACAGCAGCCAGAGAACCUGGACCAGCCUGACAUGUGGGUCCCAGACCAGCAGGGACCCACGUACUUGCAGCAGCAGGAAUCUGGGGACCUGCAGCAGCACGAAUCUCAGAACCUGCAGCAGCAGGAACCGAAGUACCUGCAGCAGCGGGAACCCAAGUACCUGCAGCAGCAGGAAUCCGGGUACCUACAGCAGCAGGAAUCCAAGGACCUGCAGCAGCAGGAACCCGAGUACCUGCAGUGGCAGGAACCCGAGGACCUGGACCAUCAGGAACGAGCAGACCUGAACGACCAGGAACUCCUGCACCUGAUAAACAAGCAGGAUCCAGAAGAUCAAUACCAGCAGGGUACGGACGACCUGUACCAGCAGGUCAUGAGCAACGAAUUCAGUCAUGAGGAAAAACUGACGAAAGACCUGGAUCAGCAGGACAUGAGAAACCUGGACCAGCAAGAGCCGGAGGACUUCUGGCACCAGGACCUGGAGUGCCAGGACUCCGGGAACCUGGACUUGGAGCAUAAGGACUCUGAGGAUCACCUUCAUCAGUAUCCUGAUGACCUGAAGAAAGAAAACAUCUAUCUUUCCUCUAACCAAUACAUGCAUGAGUCUUCCGUUUCUGAUACCGAAGAACUGACGGAGGAAGUGGAAGAUGACUUCGAAGAGGGGGAAGAGGAAGAGGAGGAGAGUUACAGAACUGCCCAAGAAAAUUGGACAGGGAGUGAUACUUGUGGGGAUGAUGAUGAUAGCGUGGAAGAACAAUUAGAGGUGAGUAUCGUUUAUGAAGAGGAAGAGGAAGAUAGUGGGGAAGAGAACGAUGAUAAUGUGAGCAGCGAGGAGCGCUUGGUUAUUGAUGACGAUAGUGAAGAAAGCGAGACACGGGAAGCUGGAGCCAUGAAAACAGAUGGCAACUUGCUUGAAGAAGGUCUUGAAAGUAAAUUCGAGCCCGAGCGUGGCAAGGGAGAUAGCGAUCAUUCAGUCACUCCUACGAUAGAGGAAUAUGAUAGAGAAUGGAAAAGCGAAAGAAAACGGAGUAUGGACCCAGCAGGGGAACUAUUGUGCGAUGAGGAAGGUAACUGGGAAAACCUGAACAUUAUUGACUUUAGAGAAGAUGUUUUUCAUAGUACAUUUUAUGAUGAAUCGAUGUUGGGCGAUUAUAAUGAUGCUAUUGACAGGGAAAGAACAGUUCACCCUCGAGAAGUACCUAGUGAAAUUAGGAAUGUGAAAUGUGAUUAUAGUGAUGAAAAAGAGAAUCAGUCGCUAGUAGUGUGUGCUGUUGACUGUACACACAAUGUUGAAGCUGAAGUUGGAAAUGAUAUUAGAACAAAAUCUGAAAGUGAUUCAUUUUUCGAAGCCUGGGAGAGUGAGCAUGAUAGCCACAAAAGAAGGGAAGGGGGAUGCAGUGAUAAAACAGAGAAAGAGGGAUUAAAACAAACUACUUUGACUACGACAGUGGAAAUGAAGAGUGACGAGGUAGUGGUUCCAGGUAGCAAGUGGGUCCUGGACGUCCCACCGCCUCUUCCAGGCCCCAGAUGUACUUGUGAGACACAAGGGACACCUCCAUGGAAGCUGGCUUCUCCUCCACCUGCGGCCCUCGAGUACGUAUCUAAGAGACCUCCUUCAUUUACUGGGAUACCUGGUUCCUUUACCGAGUUAACCGAAUCGUUCACCGGGUUACCAGAGUCGUUUACAGGGAUACUAGAAUCGUUAGCCGAGUUAUCCGAGUCGGUUAUUGGAUUACUUGAGUCUGAGUCUGGGUUACCUGAGCCUCUUUCGGGAGUACCCGAGUCUGUUAAAGGGAUAUGCGAGUCUGUUCCUGGGUUAAUGGAUGCUCUACCUGCACUACACGAGUGUGGGUUACCGGAUACUGCCGCAGACGUACUCGAGUCCGCUCCUGCGCAACAUGAUCCUGCAAGUCAGCCACCCGAACCUGCAGCAGCAGCUGUCACCAUCAACGUCACUUCAGCCGACCAGCAGGUGGUGACAGUUGAACGUGGCCGGCUCCGAAGUGCUGACAUCACCUCCGAAGUAGUACUGAGGCAAGGAGAAGAGGUUGCUGAUCGUAAGGAUGUUUUACUUCGAAGUAGCAAAGAAAACUGUUCUCACAGGGACUGUCUUUAUAAGGCGAGAGAGUGUUUUCGGAAUAGAGGAGACACCAAUGAAGGAGCGAGACAAAGUGAUGUAAUUUCGUCUCCCGAGGAACCUGCCGCAGUAAUGAGAUCAAACUCGAAAUACUUGAAGGACAAGCGGCGGAUUUUUCGAUCAUGGAGUUUCUUUGGUGCAAAAUCUUCCCCGGAUGACUUUACAAAGUCACUAUGUGCAUCUCCUACCUCAUCGUCUACUAACUCCUCGACAUCGUCAAUGUCCUCGCCGUUAUGUAGUACAGACACUUUCACUACAUUCUCCACUCCGAGACGCUGGUCUCGCCUUGUAGAGGAGAAGAGGAGGAGCCUCCAGUCUUCCAUCUUCCCAGAAGCUUUCUCUUUUCUGUCCGUCAGCGGGAAAUUAUCCUCUAGGGUGAAUUCUGAGCCCAACGUGACGCCGAAGAAGUGCAAUAGGAGUCACGAGCAAGUCACUGCUAGCCCACAGAAGCUGUCGAAGAACUUCGAGAAACGUAAAUCCGUCGCAUCUUGUAUCUUCUCCGAGACGGUGAACGAAGACUUCACACCAUACGUCUUGGCCGAUACAAGACCCACUUAUAAUACUGCGUCUAGGUUCAAAGCUGGAAACCCUGAACCGCCGAAGAGAAGACCGGAUUUGAAGCUUAGGAAAUUUUCCUUGAAUGGGAAUAUACAGGAAAGGCGUGAGAGUGCUGUAAGGGAUUCUUGUCUAGCAAGAUUGGAGAGUGCAUCUUCCGAGUCGAAAAUCACAAACUUAGCAGCACAGUUAACGAAAUGUAACUUCCAGCCGGCGGGAUUAGAACCACGAGUGAGAAAGCAUUUACCACGUCGUGUGAGACCCAAGUCUUUAAUCAUAAUCCCCGAGUUACAAGUGGAAAAAAGUAAACGAAAUGUGAAAAGUGAUGGAAAAGUCACGAAACCUGAAGCAGCAGUGUUGAGAAAGUCAGAGUCACUAUCUCUCUCCAAGGGUGUCAGGAUCUCCACAAGGGACCAGAAAGUGACUCCUCAUCAAACGUCACAGAUCAGUAGUGAGUCUAGGAGUCAGAGUCAUGAUAACCUCACCAUGAGGGAUCCUGUGGAUGGACCUGACUAUAUGCGUUGUCAUAGGGACACCUGGGACGAACCUGACUCCAUGCACCGCCAGAAAGAUCCCGUGGACUGGCGCAACUACUUGCGCCUCCAGAGUGAGUCCUCUCUCUUUGAGAGUCACAACUCUGCCUUCAGAACACCAGGACUGGCUCUAAGAGAACGCAGAAAGAGCUCACGGUCUUGGUCAUAUUGUACCAGGAUGGUGACGGGACCGACGGGGAAAGGCAGGGAAGCAUGCCUGACGGAGGGAAGUCCCCGUAAGUCAGAAAAAAAGGCCCUGCGCACCUUCAGAGCACGCACCCUCUUUCCCAGAGAGACUACGCCAUACACCAUCGAUGCUCUCAGGCCAUGUAAACUGUUCUCCAGAGACGGGACGCCAGGAAUCAUCGACACUUCUACCUGGUAAGUAACAUCGUGGAUUUUUGUUAUCUGUAGCCUUUUCAAAGGGGGGGAAGGGAUGUAGAGUGCCUUGAUCUAAGGAAUUGUAACUACCUGCCUCUUUCUUAGAUCAGGACUGAUUUACACCUCUCCCUAUUCAGCACCUGAGCUCAGUGUUCAGGCGUUGCUUGAACCUUGAGUUUAGCGCUUCUCCUUGAUUUUAUUACUAGUAAUGUUGAGUAAAACACAUGUGCAACAGUUAGCUUUAU